Ceutorhynchus assimilis (cabbage seed weevil) is the source of this 1242-nucleotide messenger RNA. NCBI's taxonomy places the organism in Eukaryota, Metazoa, Arthropoda, Insecta, Coleoptera, Curculionidae. The record is from the annotation of a GenBank genome assembly.
UGUCGAGAUUGUUCAUUUUUUUCGACAGUUAAAUUUUCAAAUAUACCAGUAUUACCCAAUGUAUUACCAGUGUCCUCGUACUCCUCAGUCCCCGAGCAAAGCAAAGUGCAAACCAAACCAAUCGUCAGCAGGAAUCACAAAGAAGACGUAGGAAUGUAGGAGUAAUUUAUGGGUAGAGAAUACCAAAGGAUCAGUGCAAUUUUAAUCAAAGAUUUUUAACAAAUUAUAAUGAGUAACGAACAUUCGACAUCAACUCAGGAGUCCCAGGCCGAAGGCAUUGAAGGCGGUCUAAACCUGAAUAUGGACGCCUUGGAAGAGCUUGACUUUGAUAUCCCUAUUGUGGAAAGUCCUUCAUUAGUAGUGGCCAAUUCAUUGAAAAGACUCAAACUAACUCCGAAAAAUAAUAGAAUUGAUCAAGAUGUUCAAAGAGGAGUGAUCAAGGACGCUGUGGAGAAAUCUUCAGAAGAAGGCAACUUGGUUGGUGAUUUUUCUAAAGAAUAUGCUUUGCCUUUGAUCGAAGUUACCCAAUCUGAGCUGAAAAUGAUUUCUGGGGAGACAAUGAAGGACCUUUUAGAUGGGAAAUACAAGGAUUUGAUUCAAUCGUUUCAGAUAAUCGACAGCAGAUAUCCAUAUGAAUACGAAGGAGGCCAUAUUCGCGGAGCAAUAAACAUCUACACCCAAGAAUCUUGCCUAAAACUACUCGACAAUUCUCCACAUCCAAAAGACACAAGACACAUCUUAAUAUUCCAUUGCGAAUUCUCCCAAGAAAGAGGCCCCAGCAUGAAUAGAACCUUGAGAAAAGAAGACCGCACUAGAAACGCCAUGAAUUACCCAAAGUUGAAUUAUCCAGAAAUGUACGUUUUGGAAGGCGGUUACAAAAAGUUUUUCCAGGAAUUUUCCGAAUAUUGCGAGCCGAACACUUAUAGGCCGAUGUUGCAUCCUGAAAAUUUGGACGAUUUGAAAUUUUUCAGGAGGAAGAGUAAGAUUGAAACAAUGGGAACUAGCAAGAAAUGUUUCAAAGGAGCGGGAAAUUCUAAAGUUGUUAGGAGGACAUUAUCAGAUGACUUUUGUUAGGAAGUUUUAAAUUUACUUUCAAUACAACCCAAGUACCCACCCAGUGAUUCUUGCUAAUUUUUAAUAAAAGUAAAUUUUGGCUUUGCCCAGCUCUGUAAUGUAUAAGGUUUUAGUUAAGGUAGGAAUAUAAUUUAUUGUAAGAUUAUAAAUAAAUUUUCAUAUUUUUGA